AUGUCUCAAUUUCUGACCUACCUGCCCCAAUUCGAGGGUAUCCUCCCAAAAUGGCUUGUCUUUGUCUCCGUUGUCUCCGCCCUUAACAGUCUGCAAGCCUACUGCUCGACCACAUACACCUCCCAGCUCUACAGCAAUGGCCAGGUCCCCGCUAGCCCACUCUCCGGCCGCGUCUUCGGUACCUGGACUUUCUUGUCCGCUGUCAUUCGCAUGACCGCCGCCUACAACAUUGACAACCCUGUCGCGUACAACCUGGCCAUGUGGACCUACGGAAUCGCGCUCACACACUUCGUUGGAGAGCUGAUUGUCGGCAAUGCCUCUCUGAAGGGUCGCUUCUUGAGCCCCUUGAUUGUCGCGUCUGCCUCACUUGCUUGGAUGAUCACCCAGCGCGAGGUUUACCUGGCUUAA
Molecule: messenger RNA, 408 nt
Organism: Penicillium brevicompactum
Lineage: Eukaryota; Fungi; Ascomycota; Eurotiomycetes; Eurotiales; Aspergillaceae
Product: Erg28 family protein
Exons: 2
Coding region: 1-408 (135 amino acids)
Cellular component (GO): endoplasmic reticulum; membrane
Molecular function (GO): protein-macromolecule adaptor activity
Source: RefSeq, a predicted model, not a curated record